Acanthosepion pharaonis is the source of this 1029-nucleotide messenger RNA. Lineage: Eukaryota; Metazoa; Mollusca; Cephalopoda; Sepiida; Sepiidae. The record is from the annotation of a GenBank genome assembly.
AUGCUUUUCUAUAUAUUUCAGGAUAAACCUUCGUUCUUUCACAUUCUCUCUCUCUCUCUCUCUCUCUCUCUCUCUCUCUCUCUCUCUCUCUCUGUGUUUACCCAAAUCUCACACUAUUUGCCUCUCUGUGUGUCUCACUCUUUCUGUCUCUGUUUCUCUCUUUUUUCUGUUUCUGUAUUUCUCUAUCUCCCUGAUUUUUUGGAUCUGAACCUCACCCUUUCCAUCUUUCUGUGUCUCUCUCCCUUUCUCUUUCUCCGUCCAUCUCUCUCUGUCCUUCUUUCUCCCUCUCGCUCCGUGUUUGUCUGUCUGUCCGUCACGCUGGCUCUGUUUCUGUCUCUCUGUCAGCUCGCUUUGUGUCUGUCCUUGUCGAUUUGCCUUUCUGUCUGUUUUGCUUACUCGAUCUGUCUUUCUGUCACACUCGCUCACUCUGUCUUUUUAUCUGUCACGCUCACUCUGUCUUUCUGUCUCGUUCUCUCUGUCUCGCUCGCUCGCUUUGCCUGUCUUUCUGUCCCGCUCGCUCACUCUGGUAGUCUGUCACGAUCGCUCUGUUUGUCUUUCUGUCACGCUCGAUCUGUCUGUUUCUCUCUCUCUCUCUCUCUCUCUCUCUCUCUCUCUCUCUCUCUCUCUCUCUCUCGUUCGCUCAUUCGCUCUGUCUGUUCUCUCUCUCUCUCUCUCUCUCUCUCCCUUGUUCUCUCAUUCGCUCUGUCUGCUUUCUUCUUAGUUGUUUUAUUUAUUUAUUUAUUUUGUUCGUUUGUUCAUUCGCUUUUCUAUUUUUAUUUCCUGUCUGCUUAUUUUUUUCCUAUUUCUUGUCUGUUUCUAACUUUUUUUUUUCUAUUUUUAAACUGUUUGAUUUUCUUUUUCCUCUCUGUAUUCCUACAGUUACUGUGUUCGUUCCUCUUUCCCGAUGGUUUGCUUUGCUGUUUCCUGUCUGCCUUCCUAUUUCCUUUUGAAAAAGAAAACAAUCUCUCUCUCUCUCUCUCUCUCUCUCUCUCUCUCUCUUUCUUUCUUUCUUUCUUUCUCUCACUCUAA